AUGAAGCCGCCCACUCCGUUUUCACCCCGGCAUAGCCUGAUUCUCACUCGGCCUGUCCGAUAUGCAUCGACCUCCACCUCCUCGCCGCCCGCUUCCCCUAAACCUCGUCGGUGGCUGGGCCUGGCCGUCGUGACCCUCGCAACCGCAGGCGCAGGCGCCUAUGUGCGAUCUCAGGACUCGACCUCGGCCACUCUGAACCCAGAAACCUUUACCAAAUACAGUCUCGUAUCCCGGGAACCGGUGUCAGCAACCAGCAGUUUGUUUACACUGCGGCCACGAAAACCUAGCGGCAGCAACUAUGACGUCUACGAAGAGGCAUGGCAGACUGGUAUAUGGAGCGUGAUGUUCAAGCAGCCUCAGCUGCAGAUUGGUCGAGAUUAUACCCCUUUACCGACGACGGCCGCUACAUCGCUCAGCGUGGACGAGGAAAAUGAAGGGUGUCUGCGGUUCUUCAUUCGCAAGGACCCAUUCGGCGAGGUGUCGCGGUAUCUGCACAGCCUUGCUGUGGGUGCCGAUGUUGAGAUGCGAGGCCCGCAGAUCGAAUGCGCCAUCCCGAAGGAAACCCAAAUUAUACUAUUUAUUGCCGGUGGAACGGGCAUUGCUCCGGCUUUGCAGGCGGGAUAUUCUCUGUUGAACCGUACGAGCCAGGAAAAUCGACCGAGAAUACAUAUACUAUGGGCCAAUCGACGAACCGAGGAUUGUGCUGGUGGUCAAAGUGAUACACCCAAGAUGCCGUCACCACGCCGGUCUUGGUUCUCGGGGUGGUUUGGCACGUCCAACAGCAGCACGACUCCACACAGUGAGGCAGCUGUGGCUGUCUUGCCAGAGAAGAGCACAUCUCUCAUUGUGCAGGAGCUAGAGGCGCUGAAAUCUCAGUACCCGGGGCAAAUCACAGUGGAUUACUAUCUGGACGAGGAGAACACGUUCAUUGGGAAGAAGGCUAUCUCAGACUUCAUCGAUUCGACCCCCUCCACAGAUAGCUCUCGCAAGAGCAAGUUGAUCCUGGUGUCUGGCCCCGAGGGCUUCAUCGGCUAUAUGGCCGGCCCCAAGCUGUGGGCGCAGGGACGAGAGCUUCAGGGUCCACUGCAAGGAGUCAUCAAAGAUCUCGAUCUGAAGGAAUGGGCCGUGUGGAAGCUUUAA
This is a messenger RNA of Penicillium alfredii, 1140 nucleotides long. RefSeq names its product cytochrome b5 reductase family protein. The coding region runs from base 1 to 1140 and encodes 379 amino acids. The transcript has a single exon. Lineage: Eukaryota; Fungi; Ascomycota; Eurotiomycetes; Eurotiales; Aspergillaceae. Gene Ontology annotation, molecular function: oxidoreductase activity. The record is from RefSeq and is a predicted model, not a curated record.